UCACAUUCAGCUGUCACCAUCAUCACCCUCCUAUAAGCAGAGUGGGCUCCAUUUUCCACCAUCAUCAUCAUCAACUUCUUCAUCAUCCUAGUGCACAGCCCUCUCUGCGCCCGCGUGCGCCGCCUGUCCACAAUUGAUUUUUUUUCUUUCUCUCUCCAUCACGCGGAAGUCGGUGACGCACUAUCGCGCACAGCUGCAGCUGCUCAGUGGAAUAAACACGGCGUCGUCACUCGGCGUCAGACAGCGGCGAGAGCCGGUGAGCGUGUCCCAGUGUGUCGGUACUGUCCGCGGGAACAUGGAGCAGCUUUCGGUCCUCUGCAGCGGUGCGUCCGUCCACACCGGGGCUCCAGUGUCUCCGCCGCGCCGCUCGCUCCAUUGAGUCCAAUCGGAGGCGGCUGGUGGUCGGACGGACAGACAGAGGGACUGACGAAGGGACAGACUGACUGACCGACCGUGCGUCUGGACUGAACCUGCGUGACAAUUUGUUUGUUCCCCCCAUUGUUAGAGUCGACGGUGGAGAGUCGCAGACCGCAGCCUGUGGUGAUUCAAGGUCGGUGCGGGCGAGGUGUCGCAAUUCAGACCAUCAUGCCCCUUGCUCUGGCAGCGGCACAGGAAGUGUGAGUGUGAGCGUCCCUGGUUGGCUCUGCUGGUAUGAACAUGCCACUGCACCAAAUCUCUGUCAUCCCCCGUGAUGUCACCUCAUCACGGGUGUCGGGCAGCGGUAAAGCGAAGGACAAGGACAAGCAGAAUGAAAAGCCUCUGGGUCAUUCUGCGAGCAGGUCCAGCAAUAUAUCCAAGGCGGGGAGCCCGACUUCUGUCAACGCUCCAUGCAGUUUCUCGAGGACUUCGGUUUCUCCCUCCAGCCAGGACAUCUGCAGGAUUUGUCACUGUGAAGGGGAUGACGAGAGCCCCUUGAUCACACCAUGCCACUGCACAGGGAGCCUGCGCUUCGUCCACCAGGCCUGUCUACAGCAGUGGAUCAAGAGCUCUGACACUCGUUGCUGUGAGCUCUGUAAAUAUGAGUUCAUCAUGGAGACCAAGCUCAAGCCGCUGCGCAAGUGGGAGAAGCUACAGAUGACGGCGAGCGAGAGGAGGAAGAUCAUGUGCUCUGUCACCUUCCACGUCAUCGCCAUCACCUGCGUGGUGUGGUCGCUCUACGUCCUCAUCGACAGAACAGCAGAGGAAAUCAGACAAGCCGGAAGAAUCCCAGGGAUCCUGGAAUGGCCCUUCUGGACCAAGCUGGUGGUCGUGGCCAUCGGCUUCACGGGUGGACUGGUGUUCAUGUACGUCCAGUGCAAAGUAUACAUACAUCUAUGGAGGAGACUCAAGGCCUACAACCGGGUCAUAUACGUGCAGAACCGGCCGGACACGUGUAAAAAGCUGGCGCUGGAGAAGCCGCCGCUCAUGGAGCCGAGUCUGGAGAACAAGGAAGCGCUGGUCCCCACCCAGUCUGACACAAACUCCUCCCAGUACACAGAGACAGAGGACUACAGUAUGGAGGUGCUCCAUGUCUGACCACUCAGUUGACGCCAUUGGUUGUCCCGCUCACACACACAAACAUGCCCACGGUGACGGAGGAAGGACCAGAUCCCAGACUGACCCCCUUCUGGUCAUCUUAUUUUUCCAUAGAGACAGACAGACUGUGACUGUCCUCCUUUAUCCUCACCCCUCCAUCCUCCUGCACCUUUAUUCCAAACUCCUUUCCCAGGACUGGACUGUUUUUACUGAGUUCUGUAAAUGUCUGAAGAGGCCUGGAGCGAACCAAUCUACACACACACGCACACACACGCACACACACACGCAC
Paralichthys olivaceus (Japanese flounder) is the source of this 1804-nucleotide messenger RNA. The record is from RefSeq and is a predicted model, not a curated record. NCBI's taxonomy places the organism in Eukaryota, Metazoa, Chordata, Actinopteri, Pleuronectiformes, Paralichthyidae.